CAUGCGCACUGGUGGCCCCGCAAUGGCGGCGCCCGAGGAGUCGCUGAGGAAGCGGAAGGCCGGGAAGGCGGGCGGCGGGCCUGGGUCUCCGCCGGGGCCGGGGCUCGACCCCACGGGCUGCUCGGCCGACCUCCGGGCGGGCACUUUCUGGCUGACCAGGAUCGUGCUCUUAAGGGCCCUCGCUUUCAUUUACUUUGUGGCCUUCCUGGUGGCUUUCCAUCAGAACAAGCAGCUGAUUGGAGACCGGGGCCUGCUGCCCUGCCGAGCAUACCUGAAGAGCGUUCAGCAGUAUUUCCGGGGCCGCGUGGGCUGGGACGCCGUGAGCUAUGCACCGACCGUGCUCUGGCUGCUGGACUGGUCACACAUGGACUCCAACCUGGACGCCCUGGCGCUUCUCGGGUUGGGCGUCUCAUCUUUUGUCCUGGUCACCGGCUGUGCCAAUAUGGUGCUCAUGGCCACUCUGUGGGUUCUCUACAUGUCCCUGGUCAACGUGGGACAGAUCUGGUAUUCAUUUGGUAAGUGAAAAUCAGAACCUACUCCGAGGAGUUUAGCGUUACACGUGGGUACGUAUUUGUGCGUUUUCUCUGCUUGUCUCCCUGCCUGAGCGGCCGUCAGCUUGAC
Molecule: messenger RNA, 621 nt
Organism: Nyctereutes procyonoides (raccoon dog)
Lineage: Eukaryota; Metazoa; Chordata; Mammalia; Carnivora; Canidae
Product: lipase maturation factor 1-like
Exons: 3
Coding region: 2-523 (173 amino acids)
Biological process (GO): protein maturation
Cellular component (GO): endoplasmic reticulum membrane
Source: RefSeq, a predicted model, not a curated record